UGGUAUUUCAGUGCACCAUCACCGCGUGCAAUCUCCCUACAGGUAUAGGAUCAUAUUGAUCACUUCGAUUACCAAUGGACCAACUGUGGAUGCUGUUCGCGGCAUUGUUCUUGAUGCUAGAUAAACAAGUAUUGGCUGUCAGUCCAUGUGAGGAUACAGCUAACUGGGUGAGUUAUUGUGGAGACAACGCAAGGACAAUCUGCAGCUACCCUCUCAGUGCAUCAAGCAAUGCAUACAUCCACUGUAAGAAGACUUGCAAGAUCUGCGAGUCAGACACAGCGUGUGGUGAUGGCUACUAUGGUCCAGAGUGUAAGCCCUGUGUAUCUCGCUGUGACAACAAUGGCCAGUGUGAGGACAAGAAGCCCACUGAGUGUCCACAGACCUGUCUAGAUGGUAACUAUGGCUUCAACUGUAGCCAGAGAUGCCCCAACAGUAACUGUGUCAUGUGCAAUCGCUGGUCUGGACAGUGUGAGGCGUGUAAAGAUGGACUCUAUGGUAGGAAAUGCCUCAAGAGAUGCUCAGAACAUUGUAUGGACAAAACUUGUGACAUAGAUAGUGGAGAAUGUCUUGAUGGAUGUGAACCUAUGUGGGUGGGUGAUAAAUGUGAUGUUAAAGAAAUAAUCUGUGAGAACUGCUAUCUUCAUAGCUGUACCGAUGACAAGACAUGUCUGUCUGGUUGUAAAAGUACAUGGUAUGGCCCCAAGUGUGACCAACAGUGCACAAAGUGUAGAAAGAAAAAUUGUACCAGUUCUGGUGUCUGUCAAGCUGGAUGUACAAGUGGCUUCUAUGGGAACACAUGCACUGAUAGCUGUAGUGAGUUUUGUGACAAGAAACGAUGUAAUCAGACUGGCUAUUGUAGCAACUGUGUGUCAGGAAAACAUGGAGAAGACUGCACCACUGCCUGUAGCCCUAACUGUGAGGGUUCCUGCUACAGAGGUAGUGGUAAAUGUAGGGCCUGUUCUGUUGGAUGGUAUGGACGGUUUUGUAGUAAGUCCUGCAACAACUGUCUGAAUGGCUGUGAGAGAAAAGGGAGUUGUAAAGACGGUUGCAAGCUAGGCUGGUAUGGGGACAAGUGUACCAAAUCUUGCGCCAACUGUUUUAACGGUUCCUGUGAACAAGCAUCAGGACACUGUGAAAGAGGCUGUAAACCAGGAUAUCAUGGUGCUAAGUGUGACAAGCUCUGUAAUACACAUUGUAGGGACAGUGUAUGUGACCAGACAUCUGGACUCUGCAGUGACUGCGAGGACACAUGGUAUGGAACUAACUGCACCAAGGAAUGUAGUUCUAACUGCAGCAACAGUCAUUGUGUGAUGGACUCAACUGGAUCUCCUGAAUGUACUGAUGGGUGUGUUGAUGGGAAGAAGGGAUCUUACUGUCAGAAGCAAUGCCCAGAUCACUGCUAUAACUGCACAGAUGAUUCCUGUAUUGUGUGCGAGGAGAGUUUCCAUGGCGAUGAUUGCAGAAAGAUCUGUCCAGCUAAGUGUGAACAUGGCUGUCAGAAGGACACAGGAUUGUGUACAUCAUGUCAAGUUGGUUUUUAUGGCCCCCAGUGUCAGUCGUCCUGUGGGUACAGGUGCAAGGCAUUUGACUCCGGGGAUCAGUUCUGUAACUUCAGAGAUGGAGCUUGCCUCAAUGGCUGUAGUGACACCAGCUGUCUGAAAGGCUGGUAUGGAUCCCACUGCACCAAAACCUGCUCAGAUGGAUGUUAUGAAGGAGACUGUGACCAGAGCUCAGGGCUGUGUGUGCAAGGUUGUGAGAAGGGCUUCAUGGGUGGCACAUGUGACACAGCAUGUCCGUAUGGUCGCUAUGGCUACAACUGCAGUGGGACAUGUGGUUAUUGUAGAGGCAAUCCAUCCUGUGACAGUAUCCAUGGCAACUGUUCUAUGGGAUGUGCGGAUGGUUAUGGAGGCAGCUUCUGCUCUGACAGAAUGAUAAUCGCUCCAUCACCUGGUCCAAAAAGUGCUGGACCAGAUGCCCUGACCAUCAUCCUGGCCGUUGUGGCCAUCUUGCUGGUUUCUCAGCUGGUGAAGCCAACGGAUAAAAACGGUAUUCGUUUGGGUUCAUAUGCAGAUAAAGAUGCAAAUAUGAAAGGUCAAAAAUUGCCGUCGGGUUUAUUACAUGAUUGCUAUGCUGCUAUGGAGAAGGAGAACAGACUAAAGAACAUUUACAACGACGUGUUUGCAUACGACCAGACGCGUGUAGUUCUUGAGCUGAACGAAGACCACUCUCCCUCAGAUUAUAUCAACGCUAGUUUUGUUAGUGGCAAGGGUGUGAGGUACUGGCCAGAGCAUGGUUCCGGGGCAGAUCGUCAUGGCAAUAUAGAGAUUGAGUGUUCAUCAGAAGAGGCCCUGGUGCAUUGCACAAUGAGGACAUUCAAGAUGUGUAAAAUACUUCAGUGUGGGUCAAAAGCCUCUCGAACCAGGAUAGUUAAACACUUUCAGUUCGCGUUCUGGCCCGACAGAGGGAUCCCUACCGAUGUGGCUUCUCUGGUGGAGUUCUACUUCAAGGUCAGGAACACACCGACACACGGACAGGGGCCCAUGGUUGUGCACUGCAGUGAUGGCGUGGGGAGAACAGGAACCUUCCUUGCACUAUGGAACCUGAUAGACGAGGCCAAGACAUCAGACACAGUGGAUCCCUACAGCUGUAUCAAGAGGAUGAGGCAUGAGAGAGUCAACAUGGUGCAGACACUGGAACAAUACGAGUUCCUCCACAAUGCGCUCAUUGAGGCCCUGAUGGCUGGGGGAACAACCGUCUCCACAUCAGACUUUAAAACCAGUUAUGACAACCUCCUACAGGACAACCCAGAAACAGGCGUCUCCAGGCUCAAAGAACAGUUUGAGAAUUUGCAGUUGAUGAAGCCUCCAUAUAGACUGAGAGAUUACCGAACAGCUUUGCUGCCCGAAAAUGCCUCCAAGAACCGGUUCAUGGACAUUCUAGCGUGCGACAGUCAUCGACCAGUCCUGUCGAGCAGUACACUGGACGGGACAGAUUAUAUCAACGCCGUCUACCUGCCGGGUUACAGGAGCCCGAUGGACUUCCUGUUGACACAGACGCCGCUGACAGACACGGUACUCGACUUCUGGAGGAUGGUGAUUCAGACGGACUCACAAACCAUUGUCAUGCUCAACGACGACAACGACGAUGCAAUGACUAUGGGCUACUACUGGCCCCAGGACUGUAGACAGAAGGUGUUCGGGCCAUACCUUGUGGAGGUGCUGGAGACUGAGAACUACGAGUGUUACUCAGUCAUCACGCUAUCAGUCAGAGAAGAUGAAGAAGAUGCAGAGACCCUUCAACCCAGAAACAUCAAAUUGUUCCAGUGCCAUUGUUGGCCCCAGGGGCAGACAACUCCCGUGUCUUCCUUACCCUUGCUGGCUAUGAUGGAGGCAGUGGAAGUCUGGCGUGAGGCAACAGGCUUCAAGCCCGUCACUGUCCACUGUUGGAAUGGUGUGGAUAGAUCGGGACUGUUCUGUGUCCUGUCGGCCAUCUUGGAAAGAUUGAAGAUUGACCUCAACAUCAGCAUUCUGCAGACCAUCAACGAGAUGAGACUUUGUAGACCCCAGCUAAUACAGAAAUUCGUGAGUCCUAGUUUUGUUCUGACGGAGAAUGGAAUAGGGAAGAGGCAUGGAAAUAAAGAUAGACAGAUGGAGGCAGACACAGUCGGGAGGAACAAAGACAGAGAAAACAGGAAACAAAGGCAACGAGAGAUAAAUUUUGAACGGAAACAGCGAGAUAAAGGGAUAAAGGGUCGAAGAACAAAGAGACAGGAGAAACAAGGGAGAACAGCGAGGGAUAGGGAUAAAGAGACAGUCAGAGAAAGGACAAAGGAAAAGACAGGGAGAACAGCAAGAGAUAGGUCAGAACAGUCAGAGGACAGAGACAGGAGAACAGCAGAGAUAAAGGUUGAACAGUCAGAGCGACAGAAGAGACAGGGGAGAACAGCAGAGAUAGGGAUAAAGACAGAUAGAAGGACAAAGGAACCGGGGAGAACAAAUAAAGAGAUGCGGGAUAAAGACGGUCGAAGAACAGACAAGGAGAACGAAAGCGAGGAUAAGGGAUGA
Molecule: messenger RNA, 4064 nt
Organism: Haliotis rubra (blacklip abalone)
Lineage: Eukaryota; Metazoa; Mollusca; Gastropoda; Lepetellida; Haliotidae
Exons: 21
Coding region: 75-4064 (1329 amino acids)
Biological process (GO): protein dephosphorylation
Molecular function (GO): protein tyrosine phosphatase activity
Source: RefSeq, a predicted model, not a curated record